Molecule: messenger RNA, 1161 nt
Organism: Symbiodinium natans
Lineage: Eukaryota; Dinophyceae; Suessiales; Symbiodiniaceae
Source: the annotation of a GenBank genome assembly
AUGGCGAAAGACUCGACGGGCCUCCCAACCAACGUCGCCGCUGACCUCAAGACAGGCGUGAAACCACUGCACCGCCACGUGGGUGAAGCUCGCCCCCUCGAGGCGGACGGGAGCUGCUCCCACCACCUCCUGGUACGCGAUGGGAACAGCACCGACUGCAUCUUGCCUCAACGGAUCGAUGUGGGCAAGCACUACAUCAUGACCGGGGGCCCAGAGGCCAUCCGGGAGCCCUUCGAGGACAUGGUCUCGCGGGCCUCGUCCUUCGGCCGCUACAUGUUCGACCUCUCCGCGAUGCCCGUUGUGGAGGAGCUCUUUGCUGGGCCCAAGUUUCAGCGUGCUGCCAAAGGCGUCUGCCCCCCAAGCAAGCAAGUGCUCGAUCCAUUUCAGUACAACUUCAUCCUCUCCGUGCCGGGGCAGACAGUAGCUCUCCACCUGGACGCCCCCUGGUUCCUGGGCGCCACGCGUUUCCAGUUCCCGCAGUGGCUGCUGGCUGUCAUGGUCUUCUCCAACCUCUUCCAGGAUCGAUUUGUGGACCAGGUGCAGGUCGUUGGAUACCUGCAUGAUCGUCCCGCCCUUGACGAUGAUUCCGGAGGCCGCUUCCUGUACUACGACGAGAACUCGGCGACCCCGAAGGCAAUCCUGUCCAAGCCCCUCUCGGGAGUGGCGGUGGACGGGAGCAAGACGCUACACGCGGCCGGCGUCUUCCGGCCUGACGUGAAGGCGCCGCUGCUGGACAAGGACAAAGACAACGCGCUCUUCUAUGUGGGCGAUGAGCAAUGGGAGCUCCGAAGCGACGGGGAGGUUCUUCAGACAUACAACUCGUCCGACCUGCGGAUGACCAUCGUCUACAGGGCACGGUGCUUCGCCUCGGAAGAGGAGCGGCUCCGAUUCCGGGCAGGUGCGGCGGAAGAUCAGCUCAGCCUGGAGGCGGUUCUUGGCCGGCUGACGGAGGACCUCGUGCGCCGGCAAAAGCUAUCAAGGGCCUCGGCGCAGUCGAUCGACCGCCUGGACUUGGCAACCUUGCUGCUGGAUACCUACGUCCAGUAUCCCCUGCCGGCAUGGGCGGAGGCCUGGAUCCCUUUGAACUACUGCGCCCUCCCUCGGCGCGCGGGCAAGUACAAGGACCUCUUGAAGAGGCUCCUGAGCCCGCUCUGCGCGUAG